CAAUAGCUAAGCGAGCAUUGAACUUGAAAGUACGCUGUCCAUUUUGAUUAUCAGGCGUACGUAUUACUACCCAAUCUACUUGACCACAUGAACCAAAGAUCUCCACAUGGGCUAAAUGUGUACGAACGAGUUCAAUCUCACCGGUGACGCAGGCUGUGUUCACUUCAAGUUGACCUAUACAUAAGUGCUAUCGGCCCAUGGCCAUGCUGAUUUUUUCUUUUGGUUAACGAUGGUCAUGACUGAAAUACUUACCGGGGGCACGGCGCACAUGAUGAUUGCUGUGUUCUGUUGAUCGUCUAUCCAAGUGACAACGAUGCUCAUAGCCGCCCGAUUGGCCAGUUGGCCAGGGUCGUGUCGGCCAUGGUUUUAUACGAUAUGGAGUUGAUGUGUGUUUCUGGCCAUGGCCAUGGGGCAUGGCCAACACUCACUAAUGUGCUUCGUGUUAUUAUAACUGUCGGAACGUAUAAAAAGCAGGAUGUUCGUACUUUGGGACGUCCUACUACACAUUCGAGUGGCGGCCAUGGAAUGCACCACCUUUCCACACAAGUUUGCUAGCAUUCUACCAAGACCCUCUCCCGCCGUGCUCCAUGGGGAGCACCUGACCAAAGCGAGGUCAACAUUGGGUCCCAAGUACCGAUCAGAAAUACUUCAUUUACAAGGUCUCCGCUCUUCGAAUACACAUUUGCUACGUUAUUCAAAAGAAUCCACAACUUCUACUGGGACUUCCGGUUCACGAUGGCGUUCUCUUAUACAGAACACCAUAUUCUUCGCCAUCCCUGCGAUCGUUCUGGAUCAGGAGACACUGGAAGCCGUGGAUAAGGCUAACUUGCGACAGCACGCAUGCAAUAUUUAUGCCGCCGAAGAACUUGAAAAAUAUUCAUCUCCUCACACGUUACCGUCCCAUCUCCAGUUUCAAUGUGACAAAUUUAUCAGCAGUUGCAUCGAUAACUGCAAGGCGGUUGGCUUCACAGCUGCCAUCCUGGCCCCGACAAAUGUGACAUUGCUCGCAACGCUUAUUGCCAGCACGAAUUCCCUAGCCGUCGCAUUGGGUUCGCUUGCCAUCCUCACCGCUACCGCAAGCACAAUGGAUUCUUUGAUCCUUGUAUUAUUUCUACGUCACAUAAGUGGGCGAAACACAGGUCUCAGAAUUGUCUGGUUGACGACGAAACUUAGAAAAACAUGCAGAUGGAAGACAUCGCUAAUCUUGGCGUCUCCUGCAGCAUGGUUAAUCUGGUCCAUUAUGUUUGUUAUCUUUUCGCUCUUGGCAACAUUGACCACACGUCCUGACGAGCAGCAAUCAGACAUUGUGUUGCAUUUCACCGCGGGCGAAAAAAUUCUUAUUAUCAUGACAACCUUACUCUUCUUCCUGCAUACCAUCCUCAUGAUCCAUGAUAUCGUUCGAGACUCCAAACAGGAGUCCGACAAGUACUGGGACUCAGCUUGACUUUAUAUAUGACUUUUACCCCGGACAUCGGCUUCAGUAGAGUACACUGCGAAGGACAAAUGUAUUUUCCUUGUCCUAAUAGUCUACAACUUUACAACAUCUGUGAUACAAAGACACCGGCAAUCCGAGAAAUGGCCAUCACACUUCCCCGAUAAUCAAGCAGGAAUAGGAACCUCAGCCUGAGGAGUCAAACGAACUGCAUGCCGCCUCAAGUUUUUAUCGAAAUCAGGCGUAGCAGAAUGGAUUGA
Messenger RNA from Somion occarium, 1692 nucleotides. The record is from the annotation of a GenBank genome assembly. NCBI's taxonomy places the organism in Eukaryota, Fungi, Basidiomycota, Agaricomycetes, Polyporales, Cerrenaceae.